UGUUUAUCAAUGCCUGUUCCCCCCACGUAGGUGCUGGAGCAGCUGGAGCCCGGGGCUCUGGGCACAAUGCUGGUGGUGGAGUUAAAAACGGAGAAAGAAGGUGCUGGGAGGAAAUAUGUGCUGAAGCAGGUUGAAUGCAUUGAUGAACAACAAGCAAAUGAAGCCCUGAAGGAGGCAAUGGAUCUGCUGAAACUUCAGCAUUCAAACAUCUGCAUUUACAAAGAAUUGUUUAUCACCUGGGAUAAUAAGAUUUCAUCUCUAUUUCUUUGUCUGGUGAUGCAGCACUCAAGCCAAGGAGACCUUUCAUCUCUGAUCAAGGCAAAAAGGAAGAAGCGAGAGAAAGUAGAAGAUAUGGUGCUUCAGAAGUUCCUGGGGCAGAUGGUGGAUGCUUUGUUUUAUAUACACAAACAAAAUGUUUUUCACAGAAACCUCAAACCGUCUAACAUCCUUUUAACUGAUGAAGUAUCCUUCAUGCUUUGCGAUUUCAGUGUAGAAACUCUUAUGACUGAUGAAAUGAAAUGGAAGAUAAGAGUGGAAGAAGAUCCUGACUCUAAAUCCUGGAUGUCCCCUGAAGCACUCUGCUUUUCCUUUAGUGAGAAGUCCGACAUUUGGUCUUUAGGAUGUAUUCUACUAGACAUGAUGACCUGCUUCUUUCUGAAUGUGAAAGACACAAAUUCAUUACUGCAGGAUAUUAGAAAGGACACCAGUAGUCUUGAGAGAGUUCUGACGUUAAUGAAGAAAGGGAAUAAAGAUACUCUGCCUUUGUCUCAAAUUUUACUUACGAUGCUACAGAUUCAGCCCAGUAUGAGACCCUCAGCAAAGGAUCUGGUUGAUAUUCCAUAUGUUAUGGAAUGUUUGACUCUUGCUGGUUCCUCUUUAUCAAAACAGGAAAAAACCUUGCCUUCAGCAAUUUUAGAUAUGCUCCUUGAAGGAGGAAUUGGAAGUGUUUUAGAAUUUAUGCAGACUUACUUGGACAUAGAGCAGGCUCAAGCAAAAGCCAUAAAGCGCCUUGCCAGCUUACUAGGAGAAGAAAAUGCCUUAAUGUAUUUGCUAGAACUUCUGGAUCCUGUCACUUGUGCAAUGAGGACUCAUAUAGAUUCUCUAGAGCUACAAUUAGAUGGCUGCAGAUUACUGCUUGACAUUAUUGGCCAAGCCCUACAACAGAAUGUGGAUGUGGAGAUGCUAGUUGGUGAGGAAGGAAUCAAUUCUCUGUUAAAGACAAUGAGAACAUAUUCCGAAAAUGAAGAACUGCUCUCAGUGAUCUGCACUUUACUAAUGAUGAUUUCAGCCAGUGAAAUGGCUGCAGAAGCACUGAGGAAAGCUGGAGUCAUCACAGAUGUUCUGUCAAUUAUAAGCAAUUUUCCUCAGAACAGACAGAUCUGCCUUUCUUGCUCUGGUAUUCUUUGGAGCUUGGCUGUGAAUGAAAGUAACAUGGGGCAAGCAUCACUAAAAAAUGCUGUCCAGAUUAUCACUGGAGUCCUCCAAGAACACCGUGAGGAUGGAGAGGUGGUUGAGUCGGCUUGCUCUGCCCUCUGGGUUCUGACACUUCAGGGCUGCUUAACUGAAAGCCAGUAUGAACCAACAACUCUGCUUUUGUUGGAUGCUCUGAGGAUGAAUCCAGAAAGACCAGUGCUGGUGAAGAAUACCUGCUUGGCAUUGGCAGGCCUCCUAAGGCUAUCUGAGUUAUCUGCUUUCAGACUUAUCGUAACAGAUACAAAGGGCAGUGGAAUAAGCCUGAUCAAAGACUCCUACCACUUUCACUGUGAUGAUCCAGAAGUGGUGGAGAACAUCUGUAUGCUGAUUAAUGAGAUGGUUCAGUACGAUGACAUAGUGCUAGAGAUGAUCUCCCAGAAUAUGAAGGAGCUGCUGACUGAAAUGAAAGUCAAGUUUACAUCCAGUAUGGAGAUAAUUACCCUUGUGGAUUCAGCACUUUUGAAACUGCAGAAGUAAGGUAAAAGCUGUUCUAUAUAUACAAGGCUUG
This is a messenger RNA of Terrapene triunguis (Three-toed box turtle), 1981 nucleotides long. It is a transcript of the gene STKLD1, whose product is annotated as serine/threonine kinase like domain containing 1. Gene Ontology annotation, molecular function: ATP binding; protein serine/threonine kinase activity. NCBI's taxonomy places the organism in Eukaryota, Metazoa, Chordata, Testudines, Emydidae. Gene Ontology annotation, biological process: protein phosphorylation. The record is from RefSeq and is a predicted model, not a curated record. The transcript is spliced from 18 exons. The coding region runs from base 67 to 1950 and encodes 627 amino acids.